AUGGGCGCACUCUCGGUCUCUUCAAGGCAGUUCGUUGCGCCGCUAGGCCUCGCCCUCACCCUCGCUCUUGGUCUCUUGGGGAUCCCCUCGGCGGUUGGGUGCGGCGUCGAGAGCGGUCACCAGUGGCAUGGCGAGCCCAAGCUGCCACAAAGUAAUGCGUCAACUCUGGGAUUCCCAACGCCCGUCAUCCCGCCGCUGUCGAUGAUGGACGACGACGACGACGACGACGACGACGACGACGACGACAACGGGAUUGAUCUCGUCACGCGAGCUCGCUGGAUGCGUCAGGCGAACCUGGCCCUACCCGACCCCUGCCCGUUCGGCGCCUUUGGGGCCGUCGUCGUGAACCACACGGUCGGGGGGCCAGGGGAGCUGGUCUGCACUGGCGCGAACGGCAAUCGGGUCUCGGGCAACCCGACUCUCCAUGGGGAGAUGGCGGCCAUCAAUAACUGUUCCGCGCUCUUCGUCGACCCGCGGGGCUCGUACCGGAUGACGCCGGCCGAGGCCCUGAAUGCAUUCGCCGACCUGACCAUCUACUCAAACGCCGAGAGCUGCCCCAUGUGCGCGUCGGCGAUCCGCUGGGCCGGCUUCGGCGGGUACGUCUACGGCACGAGCAUCGAUGCCCUCGUCGACAUGGGCUGGGGCCAGAUCCGCAUCGGCUCCCGCCGCGUCUUCGAGCUGUCCGCCGACCUGCCCUCCCGGACGAGACUGGUCGGUCCGGUCCUGUCCAAUGAGACGGACGUCUUCUUCGGCUGGCAGUUCAAUCCGGAUGCACCCUGCCCGCGGGGCUGCUUUCGGGACCGGGAUCAGGGCGUAUGCCGUCCUACGUGA
Molecule: messenger RNA, 831 nt
Organism: Colletotrichum higginsianum IMI 349063
Lineage: Eukaryota; Fungi; Ascomycota; Sordariomycetes; Glomerellales; Glomerellaceae
Product: FCY1p
Exons: 2
Coding region: 1-831 (276 amino acids)
Biological process (GO): purine nucleoside catabolic process
Molecular function (GO): guanosine deaminase activity
Source: RefSeq, a predicted model, not a curated record